Ostrinia furnacalis (Asian corn borer) is the source of this 1203-nucleotide messenger RNA. RefSeq lists its product as uncharacterized. Bases 17 to 946 code for a protein of 309 amino acids. NCBI's taxonomy places the organism in Eukaryota, Metazoa, Arthropoda, Insecta, Lepidoptera, Crambidae. The record is from RefSeq and is a predicted model, not a curated record. The transcript has a single exon.
CAUAAAAGAUAUUGAUAUGGAUUUAACUGAAGAGGAAAUUCUGGAAGGUUUGAGCAGUGAAACACAAAUUAUCGACGUAAGAAGACUUAAACGCCGUAAUACUAUUACUGGCCAACGAGAACCGUGCGAGGCAAUACGUGUAUGCUUCAAAGGAUCAUCUUUACCUAGUUAUAUACAUAUGUUUGAUACUAGGGUGAAUGUUAAUCCAUAUGUAUAUCCCGUAACUCAAUGCUCCCGCUGCUGGCGAUUUGGACACAGCUUAAAGAUGUGCCCCUCAAGUAGGGUGGUCUGCCCUAAAUGCGGUCGCGAUCAUCCUAAUUGCGAAACACUGACUUAUAAAUGUAACAAUUGCUCCGGCAAUCAUAUGGCACUAGCUAGAAUCUGUCCAGUCUACAAGAAAGAAAAAAGGAUAAGAGAACUAAUGGCCGAAUUUAAUUGUUCCUAUAAGAGAGCACUAUCUAUAUACAUUCCUCCGGAGCCCCAUACACCUAAAGAAUCUCCAAAAACCUUAAACCAUCCUAGCGCAGACAUGUAUGACAAUAAUAUGGACAAAAGCACAACACAAACUACUUAUGCCGAUAUAGUUAAGACUAAUAAUGAACCCUCAACACCUAAAACUACAAAAAAGAAAACAAAGAAUCGAAAAAGUAACCAACAAAAAAACAAAACGCAAGAUAGUGAUUGGUUUGAGCUAACGUCCGAAAGUGAAGAAUUAAGUAAACAACCGAGGCAAGUUCAAACUGGGGAAAAUUUUAAGAAUAAAAAAUCAUGGAAAGAGUUGCUGAAAAUAAUGAAGGAUAAAUUACUAGAUAGAGAGAUGACAUGGCAGGAGAAAGUUAAGGACUGUAUUAAUAUUAUUAUGGAUUGGAUUAUAUCAUCGGUCUGUGCAUACGCGUCUAAUUUUCCUUGUUUUGAUGUAAUUUCAUCAUGGUUGAAGACUUCCUAAAUAUACUCCAAUGGAAUGCACAAAGCGUUCGCCCUAAGACCGCGGAAUUUGAACUUUUAUUAAAUCAAGAAAAAAUUCACAUUGCCAUUGUCAACGAAACGUGGCUUGAUCCAGACAGCAAUUUCAGAAUAAGUGGAUAUAACAUAUACAGAGCCGAUCGAGACGACGGAUAUGGGGGAGUUGCAGUGCUAACACACACUUCAAUAAAGUCUCAACAACUCAACAUUCAGAUUUCGAACUCUUUGAUUCAAAUACGU